AUGGCAGAUGGUACUAGACUCAAGAAUUUGGAUGAACAACUCAGGAAACUUGAGACUAGGGUUCAGAUUCAAGUCAAUUCCAUGCAAGCAGAACUACAGGAGACUCGAACACAUGUAGAUACCAAAAUGGAGGAGCUCGAUAAGAAGAUUGAUGCAUUAAUGGCAGGAAUGGAGACGAAGUUGACUUCAUUUCUUCAAGCUCUCAAUAGAGACAGAUCAGCGGCAAGCAAGAAGCACAGGGUUACGGUUCCAAAUCCCCCUAAGGUAGAUCUUCCCUUCUUUGAAGGAGACAGGCCUCAGGAGUGGAUCAGGAAAUGUGAGAAAUACUUUCUCAUCCAUCAACUUCCUGAGGACCAGAAAUUGGAAGUAAUGGAGAUAUAUCUGGUAGGGAAAGCAGAAAUAUGGUUUCAAGGAGUCAAGAGGAGCAAGGGAAGAAUCUCUUGGGAAGAAUUUUGCGAAUUGUUGAAGAGGAGGUUUGGAGAUCGAAGAAGAAGAGAUGAGGUGGAGGAAUUCAAUAAACUCCACCAAACCAGCACUGUCAAGGACUAUCAGGAGAGAUUUGAAGAACUGAGCUCUUUGAUGUUAGUAAGGGACCCUCACCUCUCUGAAUCUUACUUUGUUUCCAGCUUUAUCAGUGGCAUUAAAGAGGAAAUCAGGCCUAUGGUUAAGAUGUUGAAGCCUAAUACAUUAAUUGAGGCUUUUGAGAUUGCAAAAUGGCAGGAACAGUCACUGGCAUUGAAUGGUAGGUAUGCCAAAAACACUAGGAACUGGGAGCCUGGGGAAAACUCAAGACCCUCCAGUGCCUUGUCAACAACCAGCACAGGGGGAAGGGUUUCAGAACCAUUUGGCCAAAAGAAGUUAAUUUCUGAAAACACUAACAUGGAAAGCAGGAAGAUCUCUCCUCAGGAGAUCUUGCGCAGAAGGAACAAUCACCUAUGUUUUAAGUGCGGAGAGAAGUUCAGUCCUGGUCAUCAGUGCAAGUAUAGGCAUCUGAAUUUCAUUCUGGAAGAAGAUGAAGAACCUGAAUUUCUUGAUGCCAUUGGGGAGCAGGAUGAGCAUACUGGCCAUCCAGGGGAAUCAGUAGAUGUGUCCCUGCAUACAUUGACAACCUCUAUCAAGAGAAAAACUUUAAAACUGCAAGGGGUGUUGAAAGGAAAAACUAUAUCUGUUCUGGUUGACACUGGCAGCACUAAUGGUUUUCUAAAUUCCAUAUUAUUGAAUAUCAUGACCUUAAGAAUAGCUAAGAUGACACCACUGAGGGCCACAAUUGCUGAUGGAACCACCAUUUCCAGUGAGCUGUUUUGCUCUCUUUCCUUUGGUAAUCAUGGAACUAGGGACAUAGGACAUGAUACUUGGGGUAGAUUGGAUGGUGCAAUACAGUCCUACACAUUCGAUUUCAAACAGCUGCUGAUUAAACUCUCAGAAGAAGAUGGGGAAAUGGUGUUGGAAGGAGCAGCUAAGCAACCCUCAAUGAAGCUUAUCAGAGGGAAGGCAAUAAAGAAAUUCAUGCUGCAGAAACACAAAACCUUGGCAUCAAUCUGCUCAGUGCCUGAGAAUAGCAACUCAGAUGAUGUAAGUCCACUUCCUAGUGAAAUCUCAGAAUUACUGCACCAGUUCUCUGAUGUGUUUGCUGAACCUACACAAUUACCACCUGAAAGGGCUCAUGACCAUACUAUACCUUUGAAACCAGGGGCUCAACCCUUUAAACUCAGACCCUAUAGGUAUCCACACUCCCAGAAAACAGAAAUUGAAAACCAAGUGUCUAACAUGCUUCAAACUGGGAUCAUUAAGCCUAGUACUAGUCCAUUUUCUUCUCCUGUCCUGCUAGUAAAAAAAAAAGAAGUCUUUAGCAAGAUUGACCUUAGAUCUGGUUAUCACCAAAUCAGAGUCAAGGCUUGUGACAUCCAUAAGACAGCAUUUCAAACUCACCAAGGCCAUUAUGAAUUCCUAGUUAUGCCUUUUGGCCUCACUAAUGCCCCUGCCUCUUUCCAAUCCCUCAUGAAUAAGAUCUUCCAGCCUUACCUCAGAAAAUUCAUACUUGUCUUCUUUGAUGACAUACUCAUCCACAGUCCAAACCUGCAAUCACAUGUAAACCAUCUGAGAACAGUGUUGGAAAUUCUGAGAUCUCACCAGUUGUAUGCAAAGAUGUCCAAGUGCAUGUUUGCUCAACUGAGAGUGGAGUUCUUGGGCCAUAUCAUAUCCUACAAUGGGGUUGAAAUGGAUGCUGCUAAGGUUGAGUACAUAAGAGCCUGGCCAGUGCCUGAGAUUGUUAAGAUUUUGAGGGGAUUUUUGGGCCUUACAGGUUAUUACAGUAGAUUUGUACAAGGUUAUGGGCAGAUUUGCAAGCCCUUGACUGACCUGUUGAGAAAGGACUCCUUUGGCUGGAAUGAAUCAGCAGCCACAGCCUUCCAGAAUCUGAAGGAUAUCAUGAGUACCACUCCUGUGCUGAGAAUGCCAGAUUUUUCCAAGUUAUUUGUAGUGGAGACUGAUGCUUGUAGUGAAGGCAUAUGUGCUGUGUUGAUGCAAGAGGGACAACCUAUAGCUUACCUCAGCAAAGCCUUAAGUCCUAAGAACUUGGGGCUAUCUAUAUAUGAGAAGGAGUUGUUGGCCGUGUUGGAGCAAAGGCUGAAUACACCCCUGCAGCAUAAGUGUCUAACAAAACUCUUAGGUUUGGAUUAUGAAAUCCAAUACAAGAAGGGAGCAGAGAACAAAGCUGCUGAUGCCUUGUCAAGGAGAGGAAUUCAGGAGAAGGAUUCUGCAAGAGGAGUCUGUGACAGUGGGAAACAUGGUAAUUUGAGGAACCAAAUCCUUCAACAGUUGCAUUCUUCUGCAGUAGGUGGCCAUUCUGGCCAGCUGAGGUGCCUGAAGAGACUAGGCACAGUCUUCUACUGGCCUGGGAUGAAGAAAGAUGUAGUUGAAUUUGUCAAACAGUGUGAUGUUUGCCAGAGCAACAAGCAUGAGAAUGUUCCUUAUCCUGGCUUAUUGCAACCUCUGCCAGUUCCCAACCAAGCAUGGUCGCAGAUCAGUAUGGAUUUUAUUGAGAGUUUGCCAAAUUCUGAAGGUGCGGACACUAUAUUGGUAGUUGUGGACAGGUUCAUCAAGUUCUCUCAUUUCAUUCCCCUCAAGCAUCCCUUCUCAGCAGUGGAGGUUGCCAAGCUAUUCUUAACACAUGUUUCCAGACUCCAUGGAUUACCAGAUGUGAUAGUCUCAGAUAGGGACAAGCUCUUCACCAGUCUUUUUUGGCAGGAGUUGUUUAGACUGUUGGGAACUCGCUUAAAUCUCAACUCAGCCUACCAACCCCAAAAAAAUGGUCAAAGUGAACGUGUUAAUCAGUGUGUGGAGACAUACUUAAGGUGCAUGAGUAGUGAUAGACCUCAGAAGUGGUGUCAUGGUUGCUUAUGGCUGAGUGCUAGUGAUCUUGUUCGUGAUAGGCAGGCUGUGUUGCAAAUUCUUCGCCAGAACCUGGCUCAAGUGUAG
Messenger RNA from Coffea arabica (coffee), 3477 nucleotides. NCBI's taxonomy places the organism in Eukaryota, Viridiplantae, Streptophyta, Magnoliopsida, Gentianales, Rubiaceae. The record is from RefSeq and is a predicted model, not a curated record.